GCUAAUCACUGGAGUGAUUUAUAUUCCCGGACUGUCCACUUGCAUGUGGCUCGUCUCUGGAGGAGCAGGAGGCAUCGUGGCUUGUUUCACUGGAUGAUACCGGACUAAUUCAUGAUUAGGAGGUUCACUGGCUCGUCUUUUGGAUUGGGGGGACGGACUACUUCCUAAACAGGGUCCAUCCUAAUGAACCAGCUACUUCAAACCAUCAGUGCCACUCCUCCACAUGUGGUGCUUCAGAGGCUGGGAUCUGGCUAGUAUCUGGACUCCGUGAUCCGUACCAGCCCUACACAUCCCAGAAACCGGUCUAUCUGUCUGCACACAGCCUCCUGGGACCAGGUUAAUCUCUGGAUCAGCGUGUCUGGCAUGUUCUGCUUCUGCCUGCAGAGUUCCCUGCUGAAGCUCCAGGCGCUGGAGGUGGAGGGGGGCCACCCGCUGGGUCUGUCCCCAGAGGAGAGCCCCCCUGCCCUGGGCAGCAAGGAGCAGAAGGGGCCCUGUGGCCCCGUGGAGCUCGGAGGGAAGGAGGGGAAGACGCUGGCUCUCUGCCACAGCGUCCCCACGGACGAAAACAGCCCGCCAGAGCUGCUGACAGUCCUGACCAGACCUCCGCAGUCUCCCAGACACCAGCUGUUAACCACCAUCCACCCUGCUCAGCAGCCCCUGCCUCCCGAUGCAGAGCUGCCCCCCAGCCCUCACCACUCCCCCUACUCCCCACCGAGGAGCAACCCCGGAGGUGAGGGAGGAGGGGGAGGUGGAGCUCUCCUCCAGCUGCUGGCGGGCGGUCCCAGCCCUCUGCCCUCCCCCCGCUGCUCCAGCCACAGCCUGAGGUUCAACUCCGACCCCGACACGGCACCGUCACCGCCCUGCAGCCAGCAGUACAUAGUGUGUCGAGGUCGGGACAGGUCGGAGGGGUCGGAGGGAUCGGAGGACGAGUGUCUCUCCUCCGUCCCGUUCCUCAGCCGACAGAUUCAGACCCUGAAGAAGAAGGUUCGCAGGUUUGAGGAUCAGUUUGAACAGGAGAUGAAAUACAAGCCGUCCCACAACGAUAAAUACUCGAACCCCGAGAUGGUCGGAGUGAUGAGUGAACUGGCGAAGGCUCGCAAACAGCUCAAAGAGCUGAGACUUAGACAGUCUGUGUUUGAGUUGAAGGAGCAGGACGUGCCUGAAAACAUCUGCAGGCACGGCUCCGGCCAGCAGGGGGCGGCAGAGCACAAACCCACGCUAGAGGAAACGGUGGAGUCUCUGUUCAGGCGGCUGAGAGAGAAGAGACAAGCCCUGGGCCUGCCAGACAACAUGAAGGAGAUGACUCAGGCUCAGAUGGUGUUGGAGAAGAUCACUCUGCAGAAAUGUCUGCUCUACUUUGAGAGUCUGCACGGCCGGCCAGGAACAAAACAGGAGAAGAACCUGGUGAAGCCUCUGUACGACCGAUACCAGAUGAUCAAACGUUUACUGUGUGCCAGCCCGACCAUCACUACCAUAGAGGAAGAGGACGGUUCUGAUGAAGACUCAAUGAGCUCCAUGACAGUUGAUGAACCUCCUGUCACGCCUCCUCGCUGUGCCACACGCCCAGCUGUCUGCGAGGAGGACAGCGACCGGGACAGCGACCCCGCCUUCGUGUCGCCGUUAGACGAGGUGAAAGCCGUCCAUCAGCCGCCAGCUCUGACCAUGGCCGGCCUGCACGAAGCCUCCAGGUCUCAGCUGCUGGUUUGUCUGCGGGAGACGAGGGCAGAGAAGAAGACAAGGCGUAAAGUUCUGAGAGAGUUUGAGGACGAGUUUUACCGUCAGACUGGAAGAAUCUGCCAGAAAGAGGAUCGCACUCCGAUGAAGGAAGAAUACCAGGAAUACAAACAGCUCAAGGCUAAACUGCGUCUGCUGGAAGUCCUCCUCAGCAAACAGGAAGUCACCAAAACCGUGUGAGAGGAAGUGGAAACUCCCAGAGACUCCCUCCACCCUGAAACUCUGCAUGAGAAAAGAGCUUUCUGUGUUGAGAGGAGAGGAAGAGUUACAGAAAGAAACGUGUUGAGGUGCACCGACAUGUUCUUCCUUUCUAUUAUUUAUUUCAGCUACUUCAGCUGCAGAGCUCAAGAGAUCAGAACGUCGCAGCCUGAAAUAAAACUGUUGGGUCAGGUUUA
Messenger RNA from Micropterus dolomieu (smallmouth bass), 2129 nucleotides. RefSeq names its product family with sequence similarity 13 member C (gene fam13c). The coding region runs from base 364 to 1914 and encodes 516 amino acids. The transcript has 11 exons. Lineage: Eukaryota; Metazoa; Chordata; Actinopteri; Centrarchiformes; Centrarchidae. The record is from RefSeq and is a predicted model, not a curated record.